This is a messenger RNA of Paramisgurnus dabryanus, 1470 nucleotides long. The record is from RefSeq and is a predicted model, not a curated record. Lineage: Eukaryota; Metazoa; Chordata; Actinopteri; Cypriniformes; Cobitidae.
AGAGUCGAUGACCUGUCAUUUGCUAGCGAGAGAGAGAGAGCGUGUGGGAAAAUAUUUCAGCCAAAGAGCCUGUGCAUUCACAUGCUAAUGCGUAUUCCUAUAAAUACGGGACGUGUGCAGCGCGGAGGGCCUUAGAAACAUUGAGUGAAACUGCACAUAAGCCACUUGAGAUGACUGCUACCAACAUCCAGCAGAAUGCAGGCCAGAUCAGCGCUAAAGAUGAUAGAAAGCUGCGGAAACCGCUUAUUGAGAGGAAAAGGAGGGAACGAAUAAAUCACUGUCUGGAUCAACUGAGACAGACUGUAGUUGGAGUGUUCAGUCUUGAUCAAUCCAAGCUGGAAAAGGCAGAUAUUCUGGAGAUGACCGUGAAACAUUUGCAGAAUGUUCAGAGCAGUAAAAAAGUUUAUGACCCCCUCCUGAACGCAGAGGCUCAACAGAGAUAUAGUACUGGGUACAUCCAGUGUAUGCAGGAAGUUCACAACCUUCUACUCUCCUGUGACUGGAUGGACAAAACCCUUGGGUCUCGCCUUCUCAACCACUUGCUCAAAUCUCUACCAAGAUCACUCAUAAACCACCCUCAGCAUCCCAAGAACUGCCUGACAAGCAUUUUCUCAAACCAAAGUGACAAUGUUGGUUAUCAUUCCAAUGAGAUGGAUAGCCUAGGAACCUGUCAUUCUCCUGUUAUACCUCCUCAAAGUCCGUGCUCUAUUCCUGUAAGGCCACAUGCCAUGGAGAACCCGCACCUCUCUAUUCUAAAGAUGUGGCGGCCCUGGUGAAAGUAUAUGACUGUAUGCGUGUCUGUUUGUUUAUGUAUGACAGUUUAGGAUUUAUGACUAACUUGUGUCAUUGUGUGUGUGUGUGUAUAUAUAUACAUACAUACAUACAUAAUAUAUACAUAUAUAUAAACAUGUAAGCCAAGAAUGAUAAUAUGCUUGAGUGAAUGUACAAAUGUGGAAAUGCAUGCACACAUAGUGAAUAGGGGUGUAUAUGCACCCUAAGUGUGCUUUCUGUGCACUGUAAAAAAAAAUAUGCAGCAUUUUUUGUGAAAUCACAUAUAUUUUUAGGUUAUUUUAGGUACAUUUUUUCAGUUUCAACUUGAGUUUAAAAGUUAUGUCAAAUUUUUAAGCCAAAACUUAAAAUAGUAGGUUGAAUUGACUUGCAGAACCAAGUUGUUUUAACUUCGUGCUGCAUUUUUUUUUUUACAGUGCAUGUGGUAGACCCUCCUCUGAUAUGUAUCUUAUAGAUAUGCUUCUCUGCAAGCGUGUGUGAGUUGGAUCCAGUACAGAAUAGCUCUCAUUUCAGACCCUGUCUACUUCCUUUCUGAAGUUAUUCUACUGUAGCCUGAAUUAUAGAAGGCCACUAAUAAUCAGCUUAUUUAUUUAAUUCACACUAUAUAUCAUUUAAUGAUAGUAUUUCUAUGCUAAAAUCUUUUUAAUAUAAAUUUAACACACAUUAGCUACUAAUGUUUUA